Molecule: messenger RNA, 627 nt
Organism: Iphiclides podalirius (scarce swallowtail)
Lineage: Eukaryota; Metazoa; Arthropoda; Insecta; Lepidoptera; Papilionidae
Source: the annotation of a GenBank genome assembly
AUGACGGUGAAUCGAAUAAGAGUGGUGGUGCUAGGCAGCGCGCGUUGCGGUAAAUCUGCUGUCGUGGUGCGGUACUUGACAAAGCGUUACAUAGGAGAAUAUAGCUCAACUGGCGAUUUUCUAUACCAACAUCGGGUAGCUUUCGACGGGGCCACAUCCGAAGUUGAGGUUUUGGACACGUGUGGUUGCGCGAAACGCGGGUGCCUAGCAGAACAUCUGCGUUGGGGCGACGCGUUCGCGGUAGUAUACUCAGUUUGCGACCGCCGAUCGUUUUUGGCAGCGGCCGAAUUACUCGCACUGUUGGAGCGGACGAGGCUUCCUGGUUGCGCUGCUGUUACAUUGCUAGGAAACAAGAGAGAUCUGGAACACGCUAGGGUGGUUAAGGCAGAGGAGGGUCAAGAGCUGUCGCUUCGGUUCGGGUGCCAGUUCUACGAGGUGUCUGCGGCGGAGUCGUGCGCUGGCGCGGCGCUCGCCUUCCACGCGUUGCUGAGGGAGGCGCGCGCUCUGGCGCUCCUGCUGCCCGCGCCGCGACGCAAACUGGCCGCCUACUCCGUCUCUAAGGUCAUCGGCACAAUUCUCGGCCUGAGCAACAAAAGCGUGAGGAAGAAACGGCCGUCCUUAAGCAUA